AUGUUUUCCCGGCUUCUCAGGCUAUGUCAGAAAGAGAAUGGCGAUGAAGGAGACACCAGACCAACAGAGAAGGAAGAGGGAAUCCUUUCUCAUGAAAAAGGAAGAAGGAAAUGGUUAUGGAGAAGGCACAGGUCUGCUAGAAAUACUUCAACCCAAAAUUCCAACAUCACUAAUCAGAUAUCAAAUAUAAAUAAAGUUAGAGAACUGAAAUUGCAUAAGAGGAAGAUCAUCAAUGACAUGGAGGAAAUGUGUGGAAUCCUGAUCGUUUACAUGUAUGAGGAUUUGAAUUACAGGAUGAACACUGAAUUCAACAUCAUUAAAUCACAACAUGAGAAGACAAUGUUGGAUAUAGAUAAAAUGACCCAGUCCAUAAUUGCUUCCAUGAAGUUCUCCGAGGAACUGUUAAAUGAUAACUAUUCCUACAGCAUUAAGGAGGACCACCUCCUCCGUGAAUGCACUCAACUCAACGAAAAAGUAAGGAUAUUACUGAAUGAAAACAGAAAGCUGCUGGUGGAGCAGGCUGGAACGCAAGUGUCCUGUGGGGAAGAAAAGAGGUUCUGUGAGGAGGCCAGCAAGAACAUCUGUGCCUCAAGUGCCAAGGAGCAGCAGGUAGGAUGAUGUGUAUCAGAGGCACAUCGCCCUCAUGUCUAACCAUAAACAUAGAAAAUCCAAUGCAACAGUCCACCAACUUCUCCAGGCACUCACCUAUGUUUCCUCCAAG
Messenger RNA from Mus musculus (house mouse), 721 nucleotides. RefSeq names its product predicted gene 3594. NCBI's taxonomy places the organism in Eukaryota, Metazoa, Chordata, Mammalia, Rodentia, Muridae. Bases 1 to 618 code for a protein of 205 amino acids. The record is from RefSeq and is a predicted model, not a curated record. The transcript is spliced from 4 exons.